AUGUCCAAAAUCGCAUUCACAAUCGUUCUCCCGCAUGAUAGCAAAGAAAAUAACCGCACGCCUGGCUUCUACAUCUCGACGAGCAACCUCACGUAUUUGAAUGUCAAGGGCAGUGACUUCAAGGCCGCGCGGUGGGGGAAUGGCAAUACGAGCUCAGGGUGGAAGAGUCGCUUCGAGUACGGUGUCACGGCCUCGAAAGGCGCGACGAAACUUUCUUUGAUUAUGAAUACGUCGGUCAUUCUACCGCCUGUCUCGUGGGCGCUACCGAUUAUGGGAGAGGGUCCGCCGCCCAAGCAGAAGGAUGAGGACGGAAAGAACAAGGGGGCUUCGAAAACAUUGAAAGCGAGUUCUGCAUCGGAACAUCCACCUUAUAGAAGUGGCCCAUCGAGUCGCGGCAGUAGGGAAAACGGCAGUGGAAAGCCUCGAAGGGAUCGAAACCGCGAAAGAGAUCGUGAUGUAGACCGAAAGAGGAACCGCGAGAGAAACCGCCAGAGAGAUCGUGAGAGAGAUAGAGACGAAUACCCGGAAAGGAGGAGGACGAAGGCACCAGGAGAAACGGUUCGGUGGAUUACGGAUCGCGAGGAGUCAGAGCGUCAUCAGCAGAGGCAUUCGAGGGAGCGGAGGAAGAGGUAUCCGAAUACAGAUCCUGAGCUGGUCGAUUUAGGGGAUAUAUGA
Molecule: messenger RNA, 675 nt
Organism: Drepanopeziza brunnea f. sp. 'multigermtubi' MB_m1
Lineage: Eukaryota; Fungi; Ascomycota; Leotiomycetes; Helotiales; Drepanopezizaceae
Source: RefSeq, a predicted model, not a curated record